AUGACAGGUACAUUCAAGACAUAUCGCAUUCCCCAGCUCGAGGGCGGACAUCGUCCAGGCUCAGACGCAAUCUUCAACUCUCACAGCCAAGAAGACAUCCUCUCCGCCCUCGAACAAUGGAAUUCUCGGCGCAUUCUUCUGAUCCACAGCAAAGCUCUCGCCCAAAACACAUCUGUUAUCUCCGAUUUGAAAGAAGCUCUUGGCGAACGCCUCACCACUAUCAAGGAAGGCGUCGGCUCCCAUUCCCCAUACUCAGAUGUCAUCGACAUUGCCCACAGAAUCACAGAGCACAAGAUAGACUGUGUCAUCAGUAUUGGCAGCGGCUCUUACUCUGACGCUUGCAAAGUCGCGCGUCUGAUGUCCGCUACUCUCCCGGCUGGAUUUGGCGAAAAAGACAUGGAAGAGCUUCUUGAUCAAGAAAAAGGCGUUGCGCCGCAGGAUAAGAUGAAGAAAGCAGAGGAGGUGAAGCUAAUUCUCGUUCCAACGAGUUUAUCGGCGGGGGAAUGGAACCAUACAGCGAGUUGCACUAACAGCGCGGGGAAAAAGCAGCAUUUCUCGCUUCAUGAUGGUGGUGCGCCAGAUUUAAUCCUCAUGGAUCCAUGGGUUGCGAGAACAUCGCCCGAGAAAUUGUGGCUCAGCUCUGGAAUACGUGCUGUGGACCAUUGCGUUGAGACGCUAUGCAAUCCCGAAUGUAAAAAGUAUCCCGAUGUGCAAGAAUGGUGCGAAAAAGCAUUGCGAGACUUGGCAAAGGGAUUGGUUGAGUAUAAAGAGGGAUUGGGCAAAGGACAAGACGGUGAAGAUGAGCUUGUUCACGGCGUGAGCAAGUGUCAAGCCGGAAGUCGCAUGGCGCUCAUGGGCUUUAUCAUUUACAGAGUGAAUAUGGGCGCCAGUCAUGCCAUUGGCCAUCAGCUCGGCAGUGUUGGAAAGGUUAUGCACGGUAUUACGAGCUGUAUUAUGCUCCCGCCUGUGCUGCGAUACACCAAGGGGCGAAACCCUGAGGCGCAAGCAAAGAUCGUGAAGGUCUUCAAUGACACAUUGGGAUGGGAGGAAACGGAGGCGGGGGAUUGCGUUGCGCGGCUUGUGAAGGUUACAGGGCUGCCGAGUACACUAAAAGAGGUCGGGGUUACGAUCGACGAGCAGAUUGAGCAGAUCAUCGACAAGACCAUGACGGAUGUAAUGUUCUCAUUUGGAAAGGUCUUGACGAGAGAAGAAAUAUCUGAGAUUGUAUACUCAACUAAAUAA
Fusarium subglutinans is the source of this 1242-nucleotide messenger RNA. RefSeq names its product aldehyde-alcohol dehydrogenase. Gene Ontology annotation, molecular function: metal ion binding; alcohol dehydrogenase (NAD+) activity. The transcript has a single exon. The record is from RefSeq and is a predicted model, not a curated record. Bases 1 to 1242 code for a protein of 413 amino acids. Gene Ontology annotation, cellular component: mitochondrion. NCBI's taxonomy places the organism in Eukaryota, Fungi, Ascomycota, Sordariomycetes, Hypocreales, Nectriaceae.